GUACCAUUCACAUUCACUCUGCGGACUCACAAUUUGGAAAGGACACAGGAGAAGUAGAGUGGAAGCUGUCAGAGUGGUUUUCCCACGGAGAGAGUGAGUACGGAGGAAUUUAACAAAGCAGUGCAAUUUAUGGUUUGGAGAAGUGAAUGAAGUUGGGCCUCGUCUCGGUAUCCACAGAAAGCAUUAUCUGGGCUCCCUCGGAUCCUUCUUCCGGCUAUAUGUAUCAGGUGUCCAGAGUGAACAGGGUCUGCACUUCCUACACUGUGAAUGAGGAGGAGAAGUGAUGCCUCAAAACGGAAGCUGUUGCAGAGUGUGCUGCAGGGUCGUAUAUAGCUGCCACUGGACAGGUGGGGUGAAAAAGCAUGCAUGCUGUUGGCUAUCAUAUGUCAUUCUGGUGUCCCUGCUCUGCCUGUGCUGGAUGUACAUCUGUCUGGUUACUUAUAAUGACCGAGAAGAUGUGAACUGGGAGGGCUUCAAAAACCUGAAACUAUGGGUGAACUGGUUCAUGGUGCUGAUCAUCAUUUCCGCAGUGUUGACCAGCUACUGCGUUCUGCUGCUGCUAUUUGCGCUCUUCCACAUUGCCUUAAAAGAACCACUCAACUUACACUGGCUGCAUAAGAUAUUCUUAUUUCUUGGUGUGAUUUUCGUCACUCUCGGAGUGACAGGAAUUUCUCUGCGAUGGCAACAAGAAUGGCCAACUGUUCCUCUUUCACUCCAGGCAACAGCUCCUUUCUUGCAGUUUGGUGCUGUUGGGGCGUUGAUGCUGCUGUCCCCAUUCAUCUUUAAGGGCAUUCGCGCGGCCAGAGAAAAAUGGUCCAAGUUCCUGAUUGGAGCAGUAUUUGUAAUGCUGUCGGCAGCCAUCUUCCUGUGUCCCCUGAUCAUCCAGUCUCCAUGUCUGAUAGAGUGGGCCGAAUUACCUGAAAAACCACAGCUGAUCGGUCACAGAGGAGAUCCGAUGAUGGCCCCGGAGAACACCAUCAUGUCAUUUAACAAGAGCAUCUUGUGUGACGUGAAAGCCUUUGAGACAGACGUACAGCUCAGUAAAGACGGAAUUCCAUUCUUGAUGCAUGACAAUAAUCAGUCUGGGUUCCUGCGGAGAACAACAAAUGUUAAAGACAAGUUCCCCCACAAGGACUUCAACCAAAGCGCCGACUUGAACUGGGAUGAACUGCAGAGUCUGAAUGCAGGCGAAUGGUUUCUUAAAACAGAUCCUUUCCAUUCAGUGUCCAAGCUGUCAGAAGAGGAGAGGGAAAUGGCGAGGAGUCAGACUAUACCCACCUUACUUCAGCUCCUCGACCUCGCCAAGCAGCACAACAUCUCAGUGAUGUUUGACCUUUACAGUCUAAACCAGGAAAAUGACACAAUACAAACAGUCAAAACCAUUUUGAAUUCUAGCAUUGACCCAAGACUGAUCUUCUGGCUUCCUCCAGUUGAAAGAGAAUAUGUAAAUAAGACUGCUCCAGACUUUAUCCAGAUCUAUAACAACGAAAGUGAUAUGGUUAACGGAGAGGGGAACCACCUUAAUUUGAAAUACAGCAAGAUCAGUACAAAGAAAAUCGGGGAGCUUCGGCGCAGGAACAUUACGGUGAACCUGUGGGUGGUUAAUGAGCGUUGGCUGUUCUCUCUGCUGUGGUGUGCGGGGGCCAGCUCUGUUACCACCAACUCCUGCCACCUCCUAAAAGACAUGAAGCAGCCAAACUGGGUCAUGGCGCCUCUUAAGUACACAAUAAUAUGGAUUACAGUGGACAUUGUAUCCAUUUUUAUAAUGAUUGGACUCUUCAUCUUGCAAUGGAAAACAAGCCUUUUCAUUCACAAUAAAGGAAAAGUGAAGCAAAGUCACAAUAUUUUGGCCUGGAACGAGAAAGAACAGUCGCCCUUCUUGCCCGCAAGGUAGAUCACUGAUGCCAGCAGGAUAUUCAGCCCCAAAACUGACAUACAUCCUGACCUGCACCACCAGCACUACUGGAUGGCGGUUUUUGUUUUUUGUUUCUAACUGGUUAACUGGGUUUUGAAGAUUUUUCUGUUCUCCUGAAAAUAUAAAGCUUCCUUCAGAUUGACUGCAAUUGCACUGAAGAUCUGCACUUGAUUUCCUAUUAGCACUUUCCGUUGUUGCUGUUCCAUUUUCUUACAAAUCUUCUUUCAGGGUGUCACAGCUGCAUAAAUUGUUUGUAUUGUACGUCACUUUUUUAAAUGUUGUUUUUAUUUCAUGUGGUGUAACUAAAAGCACGACGAAAUAUUGUAUGAAUAGAAUUGAAUCCUCAACAACAUUAAUAAAUAUGUUUUAAACACCAAGUACAUUUUUGUUAAUGUAGAGAGUUGGUAAAGUGACAUAUGAUGUACAUCGAAAGCAUUGCAUCAUGACAAACAAAUGGCUGCAUGUUUCUUCAUGAAAUAAUUCCGUUUUUUUUUAUUUGUGAAAGGACGGGCGUGAUAACUUCUGCCAUUUUCCUUAUAGCACACCUUGCUUGCACAAUGAAUAUUUUUUACUUUGAUAAAUUUGGCUAAUAAAUGUUUUAACUGGGUACAAAUUGUAAGCACAGCUUUUACUUGUAAUGGAGUACGUUGACAUUUAUAAUUUAAAUAAAAUGAAGAAUUUGA
Messenger RNA from Eleginops maclovinus (Patagonian blennie), 2598 nucleotides. RefSeq names its product glycerophosphodiester phosphodiesterase domain containing 2 (gene gdpd2). The record is from RefSeq and is a predicted model, not a curated record. Gene Ontology annotation, molecular function: glycerophosphodiester phosphodiesterase activity. NCBI's taxonomy places the organism in Eukaryota, Metazoa, Chordata, Actinopteri, Perciformes, Eleginopidae. The transcript has 16 exons. Gene Ontology annotation, cellular component: plasma membrane. Gene Ontology annotation, biological process: lipid metabolic process. The coding region runs from base 284 to 1894 and encodes 536 amino acids.